AUGUACACCGGAUACCACGAUGAAGAUGUUCCGUAUCCAGCAAUCGACUUCCUUAAUGCAUUCAAGCUUAAGUAUGCGUUGAGUGUCGUGUACUCACCAUGUAUCGGCUUCGUCAAAGCAUCCUUCUUAUGGACGCUUUACAAACUUCGUUCAAACAAUGUUUGGAUCAAACGGUGCAUCCUCGGCCUCCAAGCGAUCAACACCAUUUUCAUCGUUGCUUUCACGAUACUGGCUGUAAUACCCUGCUGGCCGAUAGCGAAGAACUGGCAACCCGACCUAAUCGGGGGUUGCUACGAUCCUCUAGAUUACAUCCUGGCCAACAUCUCGAUAGUGCUUAUCACUGAUGUCCUAGUUCUUCUAAUUCCGACAUGGAUAAUCUGGGACUUGCAAAUGCCACUCAAGCGCAAGAUUGUUACCGUAUCGUUCCUCUCUCUAGGUCUCAUCGUAAUAGCAAUCGGCGCCGUGCGAUUCGUUUGGCUCAUCGACGCUUUCAAAGGCAAAACAAAAAGCUACAGUGUCAAAGCGUCCUACUCUGCAAUCGAGUCUAGUGUCGCUAUCAUUGGAACCUCGGGGCCAACUAUCAAAUACAUACUGUCACGCUUCAUACCCUGGCUCCGUCCUUCAUUUGAGCGCUCGAUCGCGAACAAGAACUCAUACGACGCCUAUGGGAACCACUCGAAUGUUGCUGCUAGGCGAGCGAGGUCACAUCACGGGACGAAAAGUGGAUAUGAUGAUCUGGAUAUGGUGAGCGUUCACCAUGAACAGUUCGAGAUGAAGAGCGGUUGGCCAAAGAAGAGGGGGCAGGAUGACGACGCAAGAAGCGAUGAGCAGCACAUCACAGGCGAAGGUCACGGCAUCAACAAGACAGUGGAAUGGAUGGUAGACACGAAAGAGCGCUCGCAUAUUAGCAAAACAGUCUCGGAUGAUCCAAAUGUCGCUAACGACAAGCCUGCGACAAGUCCCGCACAGAUCAUUUAG
Molecule: messenger RNA, 978 nt
Organism: Alternaria triticimaculans
Lineage: Eukaryota; Fungi; Ascomycota; Dothideomycetes; Pleosporales; Pleosporaceae
Exons: 3
Coding region: 1-978 (325 amino acids)
Source: RefSeq, a predicted model, not a curated record